UGUUCGUGCUGGAAUGUGUUCCGUGUAGGCACAGUGUAAAGAUGGAGUGUGUGAAUAAAGCGGGACAUCUGAUGAGUCUGGCAGCUCUACAGCAGUACGAUCCCUAUAUAGUGAAACUGCUGGACGUCGCCGGACAGGUCGCGCUCUAUACUUUCAACUCCAAAGCAAACGAAUGGGAAAAGACAGAGAUCGAAGGCACAUUAUUUGUUUAUGCCAGGUCGGCAUCUCCCCAUCAUGGCUUCACAAUUAUGAACCGUCUGAGUACAGAAAAUUUAGUGGAGCCGAUCAAUAAAGACUUGGAAUUCCAGCUCCAGGACCCUUUCUUACUGUACAGGAAUGGCAACUUGGGCAUCUACAGUAUCUGGUUCUACGAUAAGGCCGACUGCCAGCGGAUUGCGCAGCUCAUGCUACAGAUAGUCAAACAGGAGGCGUUGCGAGUGUCUCCUGACAGAGGCUUGAGUGUCAGGACGAACGGUUGUGUUCAGACCAGACCCACAGAUAUCCUGGAGCUGCUCAGCAAGGCUAAAGAGGAGUAUCAAAGGAGUCAGUCAGUUGAGAGAGAUGAGGUGAGCUCUGAAGCUGUGUCACAGGAGAAGAGAGAGGACAUCACAGCAGCUCAACAUGAGAAGUCAGGUCACUCAGUAGUGAAGCAGAUCACAGUGGAAGAGCUUUUUGGCAGCUCUUUGCCCAAAGAACCGUCCCAGUCAACAAGCUCCACUGUGGGAGAAAGCAUGCGUGGGUCUGCGUUUGCCCCUCCGCCUCACUCGGUUGAGCCUCUCCUCGCUCCUCGUAUCUCAGCUGACCCGGGAGGCCCAGCGUUGGUCUCUCUCUUUCAGGGUUGUGGCAACCGAGAGCCACGACCGGCUGCUUCAAGUACGGAGGAGAGUGGGAGCAGGUCCGCCAGUCAGCCUGUACGUCGUGGUUCGGCUGGUCCACUUACUCCUGCGUAUAUAAAUCCUCUCACAGAUGCUCAUGGGAUGCCUGUGUCACUGCCCGGGUUCAUGCCCAGCCCACUAGUCACCCCACAGAGCUUCAGAGAAUCUGCCUGUAAAGUUUCAGGGCCCUUUACUGGAAAGGCUGCGUUGUCGGCACAGGUGAAUACUCCAAGCAGUGUUUUCACGAGUAAAGAGGUGAAUGCGUUUACACAGUCCUCAACUCUGGUCAAACCCAUUCCAGCGGGGCCAGUUGUCCAGGGGGAGGAGUCUUCACUGCUGUUGUCUCCUAGUGUGUUCCAGCAUUCCGUCACAAAGACAACCGAGCCACUGAAGAACCCCACCUCCCCGACAUCGCCCACCGCCCCCUUUCCCACAGCAGACCUGCCCUCUUCACUGUACAGUCGCACACACCUUAAAGAUACGCUCAUUCAUCUCAUAAAGAAUGAUGCCCAUUUCCUCAGUGCAAUCCAUGAGGCCUACAUACAGAGCAUCUCUAAAGGCCUCAAUAACAUCAAGUUAUAGCCACAAACUGGAAAAAAAAACAUGGCAUCCAGCGGGAGCCGUCUCAGAUUCAGCCUGAAGCUUGACCACAUCCAUGUAAAUUGACACUGCUGACGACACACCUGAUGGCUGUUGGGCCGAUGUCUCACUCCCAGUGCCGCCCGUAUGAGCAGCAGUUUCCCAAUUCCUGGGCCCUCUCGCUGAGCUUUCCCACUUGAAUCCUAAUUUACGUCCAUCUGCCAGUCUAAUUUUUUCCAGUCAUUUUCUGUCUAUGACUCCCAGCGCAAUUAUGUACAAUUAUGUUAAGGGACUUGUGCAAUACGAAGCAUUACUUCUUUGGAGAAUUGCUUUUCAUUUCUGGUCCUGCCUUAGACGUACGGAUAUGAUCCAGUACCCCAGUCUCAAUAGUGUUUUACUGUUAACCCAGUAUCGUGGUUUGCAGCAUUGGGAUUCUCUAUGACUUCCCAGCAAAGAUGGAUUUGGAGUAAGAUGUGCACUUAUUUCCUCUUUUCUUACAAACUUAGUUGUAUAAUUUGGCCAUAAAAUGAAUAAAGGUUAGUAGAGUUAAACAUGUUUUCACUUGAUACCACAGUUGAACCAUUGUGUGCAGAUGGCAUCAGUGUACAGUUAUGGUGCCAUGUAUUGCUUUUUAAAGUUGCAGACAGAUUGAAAUAUGAAAUAGUUUAUUUAAAGUGAGAUGCAUCAAAUCAACAUUUCAGUGUAUCUGAACUAAAGUGUCUUGCAUAUCAGCUAAAUUAAGACGUCUUUCUGCUGGUAGUUGUUCUCUGUAUCAACAGCAGAAGUAGUAGAUAAGUUUAACAGAAGCCACAAUUGGUGAAUUUAAUCAUUUAAAGUAGAAUGAUGUUUUUUUUCUGCUUGCACUACUAACUGGUUCACGGUGUUUGUUUGACAGGAAUAGUAUUUAAAUUCACACAAGGUUAAUGUACUUAUUGUUUGUUUACACUUUUAAAAAGCUGUCUUGAAAGGGAAUUUCAUUCAGGGGUUUUUUGUACAGUUUGUUUUAUCAUGGAGUAUUUUAAAACCUCACCACAAAUUAAUGUAGUGAUUCAGCGUUGCGGCAGCUGCAAGGCUGCGUGCAUAAAGAGGAACUCUCAAAUGCGUCGGGAUGCUCUGUUACAAUGGUUUGUCUUGAGUUCAUGUGCAAAUAAACUAUUGCCAUAAUUCA
This is a messenger RNA of Labeo rohita (rohu), 2622 nucleotides long. It is a transcript of the gene dcp1a, whose product is annotated as decapping mRNA 1A. Lineage: Eukaryota; Metazoa; Chordata; Actinopteri; Cypriniformes; Cyprinidae. The coding region runs from base 42 to 1457 and encodes 471 amino acids. The transcript is spliced from 10 exons. The record is from RefSeq and is a predicted model, not a curated record. Gene Ontology annotation, biological process: positive regulation of catalytic activity; deadenylation-dependent decapping of nuclear-transcribed mRNA; deadenylation-independent decapping of nuclear-transcribed mRNA. Gene Ontology annotation, molecular function: enzyme activator activity; mRNA binding. Gene Ontology annotation, cellular component: P-body.